This is a messenger RNA of Cataglyphis hispanica, 553 nucleotides long. RefSeq names its product copper transport protein ATOX1 homolog (gene Atox1). Gene Ontology annotation, biological process: copper ion transport. The coding region runs from base 235 to 453 and encodes 72 amino acids. Gene Ontology annotation, cellular component: cytosol. The transcript is spliced from 4 exons. Lineage: Eukaryota; Metazoa; Arthropoda; Insecta; Hymenoptera; Formicidae. Gene Ontology annotation, molecular function: metal ion binding; copper chaperone activity. The record is from RefSeq and is a predicted model, not a curated record.
UUUAUCUUUCAGAAAUGCAGUUGUUUUUAAUUUUUUUAUAUCCGACAUGAAAAUGAAUUGACUAUUUCAGUAAACAUAUGUUGUUCUAAAAUCAAAAGUGUUACAUAUACGAUCGUGUUUUUGAGUUACGCAAAAACGAUAAGAGAGAUUUCUGUUUACACUUUUGAUGCAAUCUCUAUUUCACCUGAGGCCACAAGUAACUCAUUUGCCACGUCAAACUGUAUUAUCUUCAUUAUGGCAGCUCAGGUACACGAAUUCAGCGUUGAAAUGACAUGUGAAGGAUGCUCGACUGCUGUACAGAAUGUGCUUAAGAAAAAAGCAGGUAUCGACAAUAUUAAGAUAGAUUUAGCAGAAAAAAAGGUAUCCGUGACUACUGCGCUUGGUUCAGAUGAAAUUUUGGAGACAAUCAAGAAGACAGGAAAAACAUGUCAAUUUUUAAGGACACAAAAAUGAGGAUCUAUAUGUGAUUAUGGUGCUGCUAAUAUAUCAGGCAUAUAUUGUAACAGAAAUAUUUUUUGUUAUACUUUCUCUAUUAAAAAGAAUUAUACUUUAA